Molecule: messenger RNA, 1281 nt
Organism: Manis javanica (Malayan pangolin)
Lineage: Eukaryota; Metazoa; Chordata; Mammalia; Pholidota; Manidae
Source: RefSeq, a predicted model, not a curated record
ACAGGGGGCCAUCCAGACAGUAAUGUGGGAUUUCCCUAGGGAACAGCAAGUAAUUCGAGAGAAAACUUAAAAAAAAGGAUUAGCUGGAAAUGGGGGUGAACCAGGGACCAAGGUAGUUGUGUCCAUUGGGGAUGAGGUGAGUGACCAGAAUAGGAACCUACGAUGGGCAGAGAGGUAGGGGUAACAGGAAGCAGGAACAGAGGGAAGCAGGGCUGUCUUGUGAAUGAACUGAGUUUGGUGUUUGCCCAUAGCCACUCCCUGGGUCCUUAGGCCCUCACAGGGACCUUUGCCCCACCACACCCAACCCUGACAGACUAACUCUCCAGGACAAGUUUAUUGUCUGCUCUGAACUACCAGGCCCUGCCAGGAGCUCCAGGCCCACCUGAGGUAACAUCCCUUUGGAACAGCUGCUUCAGACUAGCCUAGGAAUCACAAAACUUCUGUGGUCAAGGAAACGAUGAAGGAGAGAACUGGUCAGCAAGAGCAAGAGACACCCAGCCUUCAUCUGGAAAAGCUACAGCACUGGGCAAUGCACAGGCACAGUGGGCACCUCUUGGUGCUGGCGAUGAGCCAGCUAUGGUUGGCAGUGGCUGUGGUGCCCUUUGCUGUCUCAGUUGCCUGCCUGAACUCUGCCUGUCACAUGGCCACAGCACUGCCACUUGGGCCUGGAGCAUUGGGUCUCCUCACUGGGAUUGUUACUCUUGAGCUGCGCAGAGCACCCCGCCUCUGGAAGGUGCGGGCCAUGAUGAUGUUCAACACCUUCAAUUUGAUCUUGGGCUUCAUCGUGGUGGUGGUUGAAGUGAUGAAGACAGUCUUGGCACCUGCCCCUAGUGCCCCAUCCCAGCUGGCCGGCUUGCUGGUGGUGGAGCUCAGCACUGAGGCCUUCACCCUAGGGGGAGUGCUGGUCUCAGUAUGUUCCCUUUUCCUGCUGAGCGAGAGGAAGCCAGGAUGCUGCAGGAGCCAGAAUCCAAGGCACUACCAGGAGCUGCAGGAGGAUUGUAACUUGCUACAGACUCUACUGAACCUAACCUUUCUGGAUUUCAUGAAGUUACCCGCCACACAGGCAGGCCCCCAAGUCAGGGAACUGACGAUGGGCUUUAGCUGGCAGGCCAAAAGCACAAGGAGCCGAAUCCUGCCAACAAUGACGUUAGCUUGGAAGUACAUCCUUCCCCAGUUGAGCCUCAGACGAGACCACAGACCUGGCUGAUGGCUUGAUCACAGCCUUGUGAGACCCUGAAGAAGAGGACCGAGAUGAGCCCUGCCCAGAAUCCUGACACACAG